Stylophora pistillata is the source of this 2859-nucleotide messenger RNA. Its product is annotated as LIM domain-binding protein 2. NCBI's taxonomy places the organism in Eukaryota, Metazoa, Cnidaria, Anthozoa, Scleractinia, Pocilloporidae. The record is from RefSeq and is a predicted model, not a curated record.
CAAUUGAGGUUUUGAAACCGCCAGAAAGCAAGUCUGAAACUUGACAACAACAUUACCACCUGUUCUGUGAUCUUGACUUUUGUUUCGCGGCAAAUGUCUUACUCAGCUGUCAUUGGCGGAGAGCUGUCCAAUCACAGCUCAGCAAACAUUGAUGCUUGUUUCAGCGCCGCGCUGAGCGACCCUCGCAGUAGAGCAGACAUUUUGUUUUGUCCUUCGCAAAUGAGGGAAUCAAGCUUAUACCAUAAACAAAUGGAUGUACGUUGGAUGUUAUGAGGCAUGUUAUUUAAGGAGUGAAGACCUUGGACAGCGUCCAGUUUAACCAGAAGCGGCUCAACCAAGUCUUCGCACAGCUUCCCGCUGGACAUCAAACACUCAAACAGACGCUCGAACUUCUGAUCGAAGCUUCGAGGAAGCUUCGAACGCUUCGAAAACGGCCGAUUCUUGGAACUGGAGGAUGCCCAGUGUCCCGCUUCCAAGCCCAAGCUAUUCAACGGGGCGUCAUACUCCGUAUUACACCCAUCCAGAUGUGAGAAUCUAUGAGCUCAAUCGUCGCUUACAGCACCGGAUAGAGGAUGCUGAUAAUGUUUGGUGGGACGCAUUUGCAACAGAAUUUUUUGAUGAUGACGCUACCAUGACAUUGAGCUUUUGCUUGGAAGAUGGGCCCAAAAGAUAUUCUAUAGGACGGAACUUGAUUCCAAGGUACUUUCGAAGUAUAUUUGAAGGUGGAGUUAAAGAACUGUAUUAUCACAUUGUGCAGCCAAAAGAGUCCUUUCACAGCAACACAAGUACCAUCACAUUAGACUGUGAAAACACAACCAUGAUCACAUAUCACAAAAUGCCAGUCUUCACAAAGGUCUGUACAGAAGGCCGUUUGUUACUGGAGUUCACAAUGGAUGACAUGAUGAGAAUAAGAAACUGGCACUUUGCCAUUCGGCAUUACACUGAAAUGAUUCCACGAAAUGUGAUCGUUGGGGCUCAAGACCCAAACUUUUUGGAUCAGUUGUCCAAGAAUGUUACAAGACAAGGAAUGACCAAUGUCACACUGAACUAUCUAAGGCUAUGCGUCAUUCUGGAGCCAAUGCAAGAGCUUAUGUCUCGUCACAAGACCUACAAUAUGAACCCUAGAGAUUGUUUGAAGUCAACACUUUUCCAGAGGUGGCAAAGAAUGUGUGCCCCUCCAGAUUAUAAUCAAGGCGGUGAAAUGAUGUGGCAACCUAACACUCCAACCACUCCUGGAUCCCCUUUUCCUAAACUUCUCGAGAGAACCUUGACUGGGCAGCCUGCUUCCAAAAAAGCAGAAACGCCCCGUGCUCCAAGGACAAGGCGGAAACGGAAGUCUACAACCGCAAACUCAUCGACCCCUAAUACUGGGAUGAACAACACUUCCAGCAAAAAGAAGUCGCCAAGUGCGUCCGGGUUUACACUGGCGACCCAAGAUGUGAUGGUUGUCGGCGAGCCUUCUCUGAUGGGCGGCGAAUUCGGAGACGAAGACGAGCGGCUUAUUACAAGACUGGAGAACACUCAGUAUGAUGCCAGCAACGGCGUCGGCGACGAUGGAGACUUUGGUAACAGCCCUAUGAGUGGAAGCCCGCACCUUUGGAGUGCGGACAGAAAACCGACUCAAGAAGACGGUGGUGGAGACUGACCGAGUAGCCCUGGCUACUGCUAUAUAUCCCCUACCCGACCCCCAUUGAGAAGGGACAUUUCUAUUUAACCCCCAGAUGCCCGUGUUAAUAUUGCGCUUUGUUGACCCUACUCGGCCUAAGGACAUUACAGGACAGUUUUACUCGAAGACCACGUCGAACCUCUGGUCAAAAGUUUGUAAACAUACACUCUGUAAAAAGAGGUUAAAUGUAGAGAUUUUAUGAGGGACGUUUAAAGUUAUUUAUGCCCUUUCUGAUGAAGUUCUCGCUGCAGAAUGAUAUAAUUAUGAUUAGCCGUUACCCUCAUGUAUUCACUGUUUUAUUAGUCAAGUCUAUUGACAUAAAGUAUUUUGCAUCUUUUUCUUUUCAUGAAAAUAAAAAAAGGUCUUUGUUCUCAUGGUAUUAAAAGUGAGGAUGUUCAUGAAGCAAGCUAUCUCUCAAAAUAUGACUUCUUGGAGCGGGGUGUUGUUUCUGACUUAGGCACGCUGGUCAAACUACUUUGGGCAUUGUACUUUCUUAAAUGUCGUACCUCAAAAAACCAGUGAGGUAAUGAAGAGGGCUAGUCAAAUCAAAGGGGGCACCAGGAUGAGCCCAGGCGCGGGAAAACGCCAUUGGUCACCCGCGAUUGGUUUAAACUUGGCAUCUGAUUGGUUGAGAGGGUGUCUCGAGAUUUCUGACCAAAUAAAGAACGUAGUAUAGUAAGAAAAAAAAAAAAAGAAUUGUUAGCCUUUAACACGACUUUAUCUUGGCUCGUAAGGUAGCAACAAGUCAGAUUGAUAAAAAAGGGCGAAGUACAGCAGGAAUGCAGUCCAAAUUUACCUUUAAGCAGGUGUUCCUUCACGUGGAAACUGUUGUAUCAGUAUGGGCAACUAACAGUGUCUGCAGCUGUAGCAAAAUUUUGGACAAGAACUUGAAUUUGGCGAUAAAAAGAUCUUAGCUAGACAUUGCGUAAAAGAAGCCAGUAUUUGAGCGUGUGACCUUGCGAAACCUUGUGUGAUGCUUGGCAAAUAUUUUCACAGAAUAAAUACCUUUUCCAUAACAAUUGAAUUAUAGCAAAGGAAAAGGUUUCUUGUCGUAAAUUAUGAAAUUUAAAAUAAGGUUCAGGAAAAGAGUUUACCAAAUGAGCAGGUUGAGUUUUCUCCGUACCACUUAAAAUAACUAAAUAGUUAAAUAGCUCGCUAAUGUCAGCAAAACAACAACAACAACAACAAAAAAA